AUGCCAAAAGUCGCUAUUAUCAUCUACACUCUAUACGGACACACCAGAGCCUUGGCCGAAGCGCAAAAAAGGGGUGUCGAAGCUGCCGGUGGUGAAGCUGACAUCUACCAAGUGCCAGAGACCUUGAGUGAGGACAUUCUAAAAGCCCUAAGAGCUCAACCAAAGCCUGACUACCCAAUUGCUACUUUGCAGACCUUGGAAGACUACGACGCCUUCUUGUUUGGUAUACCCACAAGAUAUGGUAACUUCCCUGCGCAAUGGAAGGCUUUCUGGGACGCUACUGGUGGUUUGUGGGCCAAGGGUGCAUUGCACGGCAAAGUUGCAGGUGUUUUCGUGUCUACCGGUACCGGUGGUGGUAACGAAGUGACUGCCGUCAACUCCUUGUCAGUCUUGGCGCACCACGGUAUCAUCUACGUCCCUCUAGGUUACAAGAACGCGUUCGCUGAGCUCAGUAACGUGGAAGAAGUCCACGGUGGCUCUCCAUGGGGUGCCGGGUGCAUUGCAGGUGCCGACGGUACCAGAGUUCCUUCCGAGUUGGAACUAAGAGUUAACGAAAUUCAAGGUCAAACUUUCUUCGAGACCGUUCAAAAGUUUUAG
This is a messenger RNA of Lachancea fermentati, 597 nucleotides long. The record is from the annotation of a GenBank genome assembly. Lineage: Eukaryota; Fungi; Ascomycota; Saccharomycetes; Saccharomycetales; Saccharomycetaceae.